AUUUGUUUACAUCGUUGAAGCUUGUCGGAGGAGAGGAAAUCGGGAGGAGUAGCCUAGAUUUGUGCGCUGAUUGGGGCCGAGCGGAAUCCGCCACGCCUACAGGGAGCGUGGCCUCCAGGAAUGCACCUCCGCCCGGGGCUUGAGUGACAGCGAGCCGGGGGAUUGAAAACAACAGCGGGGACGCGGACAGGACAGAUAGCGUGAGGAUCGAGAGAGGCGGAACAGAGUGAGCGGUUAUUAAAUAUCAGCAGCAGCCGCCGACACAUAUAAGAAAUCCCAGUCGAGAUAGAAGCUUUAUUCGUUGUUAUCGAUUUUUCGGUUACUCGGACUGUGUUUGAAAAAUGUGAACCGGGUUACGUAAACAAUUUCAGCGGCGCAUACCGGCGGUAAACCGAAGCGGUGUUCGUGUCAGUCCGGGCUGACUGCUGUGUAGCGUCCUUCUGUUUCCUGCAUAUUUUAGUUUUUAUAUUUAUAUUUGAGUUCUCGUUUUCCGUUUCCCGUAUCUAUUCCAAACGCCCUGCACCCGUGUGUGUUUCGGCUGGGUGCUUGUGAGAAUGUUUCCACUGGACUCCCCUUGGAACAUCUCCUUCGCUGGCUGCGGGUUUCUGGGCAUCUAUCACAUCGGAGUCGCCAGCUGCCUGCGGGAACACGCUCCGUUCUUAGUGGAGAAUGCGAAAAAUAUCUACGGGGCCUCGGCCGGAGCGCUCACCGCUUCUGCCCUGGUCAGCGGAGCCUGUCUGGGGGAGGCUGGUGCGAACAUCAUCGAGGUUUCGAAGGAGGCUCGGAAGCGCUUCCUGGGGCCCCUGCACCCCUCCUUCAACCUGGUGAAGAUCAUCAGGGGCCACCUGUACAAGACCCUGCCGGCCGACGCGCACCUGCUGGCCAGCGGCCGCCUGGGCAUCUCCCUGACCCGCGUCUCGGACGGGGAGAACGUGCUGGUGUCCCAGUUCAACACCAAGGAGGAGCUGGUGCAGGCGUGUGUUUGCAGCGCGUUCAUCCCUGUGUACUGUGGACUGAUUCCUCCAACUCUGCAGGGCGUGAGGUACGUGGACGGAGGGAUCACAGAUAACCUGCCACAGUACGAGCUGAAGAACACCAUCACUGUGUCCCCCUUCUCUGGGGAGAGUGACAUCUGCCCUCGAGACCCGUCCACCAACAUCCACGAGCUGAGAGUCACCAACACCAGCAUCCAGUUCACCCUGACCAACCUGUACCGGCUCUCCAAGGCUCUGUUCCCUCCGGACCCCCAGGUGAUGAAGGUCAUGUGCAAACAAGGCUACAAAGACGGCCUGGACUUCAUCAGGAGAAACGGGCUGCUGCAGUUCAGGCUUCCUGUGCAGGGCCCCUCCCUGCUGAGUGCAGGGGAGGAGGAGGGGAUGGAGGAGGAAGAGGAGGAGGAGGGGAUGAAGGGAGAGAGGCACGUGGUCGCUACCAGCUCCAGCAUGGAGGAUCACAUCUUCGAGCACCUGCCUCCCAGACUGCAUCGAGCUCUGGUGGAGGCCUGCAGGGAGAAGAGGAGUCUGUUCCGCUCCAUGUCCAACCUGCUGCCGGUCAGACUGGCCUCAGCAAUGAUGCUGCCCUACACCCUGCCGCUGGAGUCUGCUGUGUCCUUCACUGUGAGGUUGCUGGAAUGGCUCCCGGACGUCCCAGAGGAUAUCGAGUGGAUGAAGGCGCAGAGCCGCAAGGUGCUUCACUACCUGCUGAGAAACGCCAAGAAGAGUCUGAGCCACCACCUCUCCACCAGGCUGUCCUAUCACUUGGAGCUGCGCCGUUCUCAGUCCCUGCCCCUGCCUGUGGGCUCCGGGGGCUCCAGCGAGCUGCUGCAGGGCUGGGUGCGGAACAACACCUCCGUGAUGGACCUUAUCCUGAAGGUGGAGGAGUACCAGCGCCAGCUCCUCCCGGGACUGUUGUGCAUCAACCUGGACAUGCAGGCCUCGCUGUGCCACGAGGGGCUGGAGAUGAGACCCCUCAGGCCCUCCCUGCCCCAGGACACAGCCAUGGCCACCCUUUCGACAAGCACUGCUUAGGACAGACACUCCGCCUUCUAGGACCCCUGCAUCUCUUCAAUCAGGCAGUACCCUGGACAACCUGAAUACCUUUUUAAGACCCCUCUUGUCUUCCAACAGGCACUGUCCUAGAUAGCUAGGCCUUCUGGGGCCCCUGUAUUUAAUCAGGUACUGCCCUGGACAGCCAUGCUUUGUAGGAGCCCUGUUCCUUUUCCAUCAGGCACUGCUCCGGAGAGCCACCCUGUCUUCCAGGACCCCUUUAGUAUCCUGAUCCUCUGGGUGUACUGGUUAGACCGAAUCGGAAACCAUUCUGAACUGGUCUAGUGCUAGGAGGCAGUACUGCGUGUGUGUGUGUGUUGAAUCCAGCGGGGCGUCCCGGGUGAAAUCGGUACCUUCCAUAAAAAAUAAAAAGCAAACAGUAGACUUCCAUUCUGUAGGAGUAAAAGUGCAGCUCUGACAAGACAGAAAAGGCUGCAGGUGUCUCUGAAGUUAUUCAUUACAAAGAGAGAGAGAGAGGAAGGGGGGGUCAAAUAUAUAUUUUAAAAAUCAAGAAAAAUGAUAUAUUUUAUAUGUAGUAUGAGAGCAGUGGAGUUUUGAAGUGGCCUAAUGGUGGAUUAACCAAAUUUGUGGAAUAAUAAUAAUAAUAAUAAAAAUAAUAAUAAUAAUGAUAAUGAAUGUGAAAAUAGACUUGCAAUGGUAUAACCACUAAGGACUUCAAUACCUCCGUCUGUCGCUCACUUAUUAACGGUAACAGUAUAUUUUUCAUCUCAAAUUUUUCCCUUUUUAAUAAAAUGUACUCCAAGCUAGUCAAAGAAAUGGCUCUCGGAAGGAGGCCACAUUUUUUUUUUUUUUUUUAAAUGUAUAUAUAAAAGACACACAAGUUACUAAAGCUGAUCUUUGGAGUUCCGUGAUCUCAAACCAAACCCACCGAUUUUACUGGAUUCUUUUGAAUCUCCAACGAGUAACGCAGCAGGAAUUAGAAGAGCAAAAUGAUAUGACAAUAUAACAAACAGGACUAACUUCCCCUUGUGUGUGUGAUGCAGUCUUCUGUGCUGGGCUCAGCCUCCCUUGUGUGUGGCGCUGGGCUCAGCCUCCGUUGUGUGUGGCGCUGGGCUCAGCCUCCGUUGUGUGUGGCGCUGGGCUCAGCCUCCGUUGUGUGUGGCGCUGGGCUCAGCCUCCCUUGUGUGUGACGCUGGGCUCAGCCUCCCUUGUGUGUGGCGCUGGGCUCAGCCUCCGUUGUGUGUGGCGCUGGGCUCAGCCUCCCUUGUGUGUGACGCUGGGCUCAGCCUCCCUUGUGUGUGGCGCUGGGCUCAGCCUCCCUUGUGUGUGGCGCUGGGCUCAGCCUCCCUUGUGUGUGGCGCUGGGCUCAGCCUCCCUUGUGUGUGGCGCUGGGCUCAGCCUCCGUUGUGUGUGGCGCUGGGCUCAGCCUCCGUUGUGUGUGGCGCUGGGCUCAGCCUCCCUUGUGUGUGACGCUGGGCUCAGCCUCCCUUGUGUGUGGCGCUGGGCUCAGCCUCCGUUGUGUGUGGCGCUGGGCUCAGCCUCCCUUGUGUGUGACGCUGGGCUCAGCCUCCCUUGUGUGUGGCGCUGGGCUCAGCCUCCCUUGUGUGUGGCGCUGGGCUCAGCCUCCCUUGUGUGUGGCGCUGGGCUCAGCCUCCCUUGUGUGUGAUGCAGUCCACUGUGCUGGGCUCGGCUCUCCUGGUUUAGAUGCAGACUAACCCUGUCCUGACAGACUGUAUUUAUAACUGACCAGCAUUACCUCAGUGUUCAGAUCCUGUAUAGAAUCCAUGUGCCAAACUAAGCAAUGCAAUCUCUUACACUGUAGGUAUUAUUACUAUUAUUAUUACUAUUAUUAUUACUAUUAUUAUUACUAUUAUUAUUGUUAUUAUUAUUAUUAUUUCUAUGCAAGUGUCAAUUCAUAUCCUAAACGUUCUGCCUCAGUCUUAAUUUUCCAAGUUGAGGACAGACUACACAACAAAAACAGUAUUAGAAUAUCUAUUUAUUUAUGUAAAUAUAUAACUUGCGCAUUUAGUUUGAGCUCAUGUAUAUUCAGGGUUCUUCAACUGCAACAAAGGGGGGUUGGGGUGAGUUUAUUUUUGUCAUUUCAAAAGCAAUCUCUUGAUUUUAGUUUGUGUCUGAGUUUUGAUUUGCUGGAUUAAGGAGGUUAAUUUGAUACAGCCAUCUGGUUUUUAUGUAAAGAGAGAGAGAGAGAGAGAAGUGAAAUAGUUUGUAUCGGGUGGUGAUGAUGUUGCAUUAAAAUGAGCAGUGGAUAGCACCCUGUACUCUCUCUGUGUAUUGUACUGGAAGUGCGAGACAGAGAGACACACACACACUGACAGAGACAGAGACAUGCAUUUCUCUGCAGUUGAAGGUUGCACAAGAUUCUGUUAAAUGUGAAACAGGCAGGUGUUUAUCUAUCUAUCUAUAUAUAUAUAAUUUAAAUUUAUUAUUUGUGUUGAACUAUCUUUGCUACCCAAAUUGAGCCUUUCUGUUUAAAUAAAAUAAAAAUUAAAAAUUAAAAAAAAAAAAAUCUAUUAUGAUGAUUUAUUAAAAGUUGUUAUUUUCUAGGUGUGUUCAGCCUGGUUUUUGUGUGAUUGUAAUUGUGGUUGUGUUUAUUUUACUGUUUGUGUUUCAGCUGUGUAUAACACUGUACUGUACUGUGAUGUAUUGUAUUAUAACCGUUUAAACGAA
Acipenser ruthenus (sterlet) is the source of this 4694-nucleotide messenger RNA. RefSeq names its product patatin-like phospholipase domain-containing protein 2. The record is from RefSeq and is a predicted model, not a curated record. The coding region runs from base 555 to 2027 and encodes 490 amino acids. Gene Ontology annotation, molecular function: triacylglycerol lipase activity. The transcript has 9 exons. Gene Ontology annotation, cellular component: cytoplasm; lipid droplet; membrane. Lineage: Eukaryota; Metazoa; Chordata; Actinopteri; Acipenseriformes; Acipenseridae. Gene Ontology annotation, biological process: triglyceride catabolic process; positive regulation of triglyceride catabolic process; lipid homeostasis.